Messenger RNA from Aspergillus steynii IBT 23096, 1005 nucleotides. RefSeq names its product UbiA family prenyltransferase. Lineage: Eukaryota; Fungi; Ascomycota; Eurotiomycetes; Eurotiales; Aspergillaceae. Gene Ontology annotation, cellular component: membrane. The coding region runs from base 1 to 1005 and encodes 334 amino acids. The transcript is spliced from 2 exons. Gene Ontology annotation, molecular function: transferase activity, transferring alkyl or aryl (other than methyl) groups. The record is from RefSeq and is a predicted model, not a curated record.
AUGUCGUCUGAGAAGACACCCAUUCUGGGCUCUCAGCCCUCUCAGCGCCGGUCCCUUGGCUAUCACCUCUACAGUAUUUACCUGUUCACUCGAAACGAUUUCAAAGUCAUUCUGUAUCCCCAAACGGCAGUGGGCAUCUUUCAAGCCCUCGCCGGGGGUCUGUUGACUACCAAUUCCACACCCAGUCUCGGGUUAAUCCUGGCUCGACUACCCCUGGUAGCCUUUUGGAACUGGUUCAACCUACUGGUGUUCAAUCUUGCCAACCAGCGACUUCCCAGUUCCGUCGUCGAGGACUCUUUCAACAAGCCAUGGCGUCCCAUCGCAGCCGGCCGAGUAUCACCGGACGAAGCACGCCGACUAUUAUUGGUUCUCAUUCCGCUGGGCGUCCUGCUCUCGUACUUCAUUGGCGGUUUGCAUGAAACCGCAGCCAUGCUCGUUCUAACAUGGAUGUACAACGACCUCGCCGGCGCCGACGAGAAUUACCUCGCGCGUAACCUCCUCAACGCGGCCGGGUUUAUCUGCCAUGGGUCGGGUUCCACCGUUAUUGCAGCCGGAUAUGGCCAGUACGAGCUGAACAGAUCGGCCUAUGUCUGGCUGGGUGUUAUCGGACUGAUCGUCCUCACCACCAUCCAUGUUCAAGACAUCCCCGAUAUCGAGGGCGACGCUGCUCGGGGCCGACUCACGCUGCCAAUCAUCCACGGCCAGCGAGUCGCUCGGAUCUCUGUGGCCGUCGGCGUCGUGUUCUGGUCCGUCGUCUGUCCCACCAUCUGGGGGUUGGAUGUCCUAGGGUAUCUCCUUCUGCUGAGCCCCGCCGGGCUAAUUGCCUAUCGGACCAUGCAGCUGCGGUCGGUGUCGGCGGACGAGGUCACCUAUCAACUGUGGUGUGUCUGGCUGAUUCUGAUCUAUUUGUUGCCGUUGUACAAGAACCCUGCGGUUCUGACGCAGGCCCUAGACUGGGGUUGGCAGUACGGUGCUGCGGCAAUCUCGGGCGAUUCGUGCUUCUAG